Messenger RNA from Folsomia candida, 882 nucleotides. RefSeq lists its product as uncharacterized. The transcript is spliced from 5 exons. The record is from RefSeq and is a predicted model, not a curated record. Bases 150 to 701 code for a protein of 183 amino acids. Lineage: Eukaryota; Metazoa; Arthropoda; Collembola; Entomobryomorpha; Isotomidae.
UUUAUUUCAUUACAACUUUAUCAUUUGAUAAAGAUACACAACUACAUACGUUUCCCUCAUGAUCAUCACAACUGUCAUAAUUUAAUAAUAAUAAUAAUUAGUGGGUGGAUAAUUGGGCGAAUUUGUGGUGGAAUAAUUCAUUUGUAAAAAUGUCAGAAAGAUCCGCUAUGUUGCAGCAAAGAAGGAUUGACACAGCAGAAAUAAGAUUCAACUCCUGUACAUUUACCUUCACAGACUUGGCGACCAGUUCCGCCCCAAGCGGCAGUGAUAGAAACGUCUCAAAAGUAGAUAAGAAACCCUCCACCUUUACAAAAAUUGUGAACAAAGGCCGUGACCGCCUUGAGGUUUUGACCCGACAUAUGGAUCAUAUCGCGGAAGGGCGAGUUCCAGAAAAACGCCUUCAGUCCUGCAUUUUUCCUCCCGAACGAAAACUGGACAUCAAAAAUUACAUUGCUCAACUUCCUUCAAAGCCAAAACUCGUUUUCGUAUCCUGCAAUUUUGUGCAUCGCCAGCCCACCCUUUGUGAGAUAAUUUAUGGUUGGAUAGUCAAGAACAUUUGUGGCGGUGGGAGUUUCGAACUCAACCAUUAUUGUGAUGACACAUACGUAAUUGAAGUCGAGGAUAAAACCUACUUACUUCACGACCUCUCCAGCAUUGUGGCAAAUAUCAUGGCCAAAAUACAAGGAUCACUGGACGUCUGAAUUAGAAUCAAUUUGCUCAUUUUAUAUACAUAAAUAUGUUUCCUUUAUACAUUAUAGUUAAAUCAAAAGUAGUGUUUUUAAGCCUGUCUUCUGUCACUUUAUACAACGAAUGUUUGUUUUUUGCUAGCGUUAUGUGACAUAUCAAUAUACAGAUUAGAUACAUUAGUCAUGUGGAAGUCAA